CGCGCGCUUAUUUUUAGAUCUCGCUUUGUCACUUCUCUUUUUCCGAAUUCGAAUCCAAGAAAAAACAUGAUUCCUUUCUUAUCUUCCAAGAUGAACGUCUUCGUGGCCUUCGCAUUUUUCUAUCUAACCACGCUGGUUCGCUCGGAAGAGAGGCUUCUGGUGAACAUGACGCUGGUUCCGAAGGCUCGUGCUAGCGGUGCUUUUUGUUUGGACGGUAGUUUACCGGCGUAUCAUUUGGACAGAGGAUUUGGAGCUGGCGAAAAUAACUGGCUUCUACAGUUUGAGGGAGGUGGGUGGUGCAAUGACUUGACAUCAUGCUUGGGGAGAGCCCGAACUCGAAGGGGCUCAACACGUUAUAUGACAAAGUGGGAGGUUUUCUCUGGUAUCUUAAGCAACAAUGCCACCCUCAAUCCAGACUUUUACAAUUGGAACCGUGUGAAGCUGAGAUAUUGCGAUGGAGCUUCAUUUACUGGAGACGCUGUGUUCAGUAACAAGACAACAACACUUUAUUUCAAAGGGCAGAAGAUUUGGGAAGCCAUUAUCCGCGACCUUUUACCAAAAGGAUUGGGAAAGGCACGCAAGGCUUUGCUUUCAGGCUGCUCUGCAGGAGGCUUAGCGACCUUUCACCACUGUGAUGGCUUAGCCAAGUAUUUGCCAACGAAUGCUAGUAUUAAAUGCUUGAGUGAUGCCGGUUUUUUUCUUGACGGAAGAGAUGUAAGUUUGAACCACACUAUGAGGUUCUUCGUCAAAAGUCUAGUUCAAUUGCAGGGGAUAGAGCAGAACUUGAAUCGAAAUUGCACUAGAGCGCUGUACUUUCCAGACUUGUGCUUCUUUCCACAAUAUGCGUUGGGAUACAUAUCAACACCAUAUUUUAUCUUGAACUCUGCCUAUGAUGUAUUCCAAUUCCAUCAUAUCUUGGUGCCACCCUCUGCUGAUGUGCGCGGACACUGGAACCACUGCAAGCUGAACCCUGCGGCAUGCACACCAGAUCAAAUUAAUACAUUGCAAGGUUUUAGGCUCGACAUGCUUGCUGCUUUGAGACCGUUCUCUAUAUAUUCAAGAAGAGGGGGAAUGUUUAUAAAUUCAUGUUUUGCUCAUUGCCAAAGUGAAUUGCAAGAAACAUGGUUUGGGGCUGAUUCUCCGAGAGUAAACAACAAGACUAUUGCAGAAGCGGUUGGUGAUUGGUAUUUUAGUAGAAACAGAAGCAAGGAAAUAGACUGUGCAUAUCCAUGUGAUACAACAUGUCACAAUCUUAUACCAUAAACUGAGUUGCAGGUUACUUGGAAGAUUAAACUGAGCAUUUUUCCUCAGGCUUCUCUAUUUCUCAUAGAGAAGGUCUUAGUCUGAGUUCUCUAAAAACCGGUUUGAGAUUGAUUUUUCGUAAAAAAACCAUACAAGUAC
Abrus precatorius (Indian licorice) is the source of this 1401-nucleotide messenger RNA. Its product is annotated as pectin acetylesterase 9. The record is from RefSeq and is a predicted model, not a curated record. The transcript has 13 exons. The coding region runs from base 67 to 1263 and encodes 398 amino acids. NCBI's taxonomy places the organism in Eukaryota, Viridiplantae, Streptophyta, Magnoliopsida, Fabales, Fabaceae. Gene Ontology annotation, molecular function: hydrolase activity.